UUCAUCCUCCUGCUCUCUCUGUACCACUCUCCUGUCACUCUUACUCUAUUCUCCAAUGGGUUCUCGCAGUCAAGGCAGCUUUUUCCACCAUCACCACCACCACCACCACAGCUCGGUGGUGCCUACGGCCGUGCCAAGGCUUCUCACAGAGAACAGCAGUCUGCUAGGGGGCAUCGCCCAGAUCACCCCCAACCUCUUCCUGAGCCGGGGCAAUGUGGCGUCCAACCGCAGCCUACUGCUGUCCAAGGGCAUCACCUGCGUGGUCAACGCCACUAUCGAGCUGCCCAACUUCAACUGGCCCCACGUGGAGUAUGUAAAGGUACCCCUGGCGGACAUGCCCCACUCCCCCCUCUCCCUGUACUUUGACAGCAUAGCUGAUAAGAUCCACAGUGUGGGGAGAAAGCGGGGGGCCGUGCUGGUGCAUUGUGCUGCAGGGGUGAGCCGCUCAGCCUCCCUGUGCCUGGCCUACCUGAUGAAGUACCACCGUGUGUCUCUGGCCGAGGCCCACGCUUGGGUCAAGUCCCGCCGGCCAGUCAUCCGGCCCAACGGGGGCUUCUGGCGUCAGCUCAUCGACUACGAGAGGAAGCUGUUUGGCAGGAACUCUGUGAAAAUGGUACAGACACCCUACGGGCUGAUACCUGACGUCUACGAGCGGGAGCGCAGGAAUCUGGCACCCUACUGGGGCCUGUAGAGGAGGGCUGGGGCCUCGCCAAUGGGAGGGAAGGAGACGGAGAUUAGAGUGAGCAGGGCGGAUGACCGACUCUGUUGCAUUCCAGUCC
Molecule: messenger RNA, 779 nt
Organism: Salvelinus namaycush (lake trout)
Lineage: Eukaryota; Metazoa; Chordata; Actinopteri; Salmoniformes; Salmonidae
Product: dual specificity protein phosphatase 14-like
Exons: 1
Coding region: 56-691 (211 amino acids)
Biological process (GO): protein dephosphorylation
Cellular component (GO): cytoplasm
Molecular function (GO): MAP kinase tyrosine/serine/threonine phosphatase activity
Source: RefSeq, a predicted model, not a curated record